UAUCCACUGUCUGAGGCUGAGCAGCUGCACAACCACCUCAGUGCUUGUUGCCUCUUUCUCUCCUCCUUCCCGUUUUCUCAUGGCUCAGCCUCACAGAAAACGUGCAUCAGCUGUUCUGGCCAGUCAAAGACCGCGGAGAACUAAUCUGGUCGCAGCACUCGUUGCGAGAGUGGACAGCAAGCUUGGGAACAGGAGGAAAUCCUGACUUUUAGGAUGGGAAAGGGAAAUACGCACUAUCUAAUACUAAUCAGGGGACUUAGCUUUACUUUGCCCCAGAACCUCAGUAUGGCUUUCUCUUGACCACAUGACAAUAAGAGACAUUUCAGAACUGAAUCUUAUCAAAUGUUUAGCCUAAUGAAGAGGUAAUAGCAAGCACCACCUUGUUGAGACUAACUGCCAUCCGUCAGUCUCUUUGCUGUACCAGUCAACUAGGCAGGAGAACUAAUCUGGUCGCAGCACUCGUUGUGAGAGGAGCACCAAGUUAACAGCAAGAUGGCAGCAUCAACAUUACGCAUUGCUCUCGUCCAGAUGAGAGUGGGGGAAGUGAAAGCGGAAAAUGUGGCUCGAGCAGUCCAGCUGAUAAAAGAAGCUGCUGGUGGAGGUGCCCAGCUGAUUGCCCUUCCUGAGUGUUUUAAUUCACCCUAUGGCACAAGCUAUUUUCCAAAGUAUGCUGAGGAAAUCCCUGGAGAGAGCACAAAUGCCCUGAGAGAUGCAGCCAAAAAAUUUGGUGUAUUUGUAGUGGGAGGGUCAGUGCCAGAGAGGAAUGGUGACAAGCUCUUCAACACAUGCACUGUGUGGGGACCACAGGGCGACAUGAUAGCCAAACAUAGAAAGGUCCAUCUUUUUGACAUCAAUGUUCCUGGUGGCAUUGUCUUCCGAGAGUCAGAUUGUUUAUCUCCUGGCAACAGCCUUACCAUGUUUGACCUGCCUCAUUGUAAAAUUGGGCUGGGCAUCUGUUAUGACAUCAGAUUUGCAGAACUAGCACAACUAUACACCAAACUGGGUUGCAAGGUGCUGCUUUACCCUGGGGCCUUCAAUAUGACCACAGGCCCUGCUCAUUGGGGUCUGCUGCAGCAGUGCCGUGCUCUAGAUAAUCAGAUAUAUGUGGGGACCAUUUCACCUGCCAGGGAUACUAAUGCCUCUUAUAUUGCCUGGGGUCACUCUUCUGUGGUGAGUCCUUGGGGAGAAGUGGUGUCCACCUGUGAGGAUGAGGAAGCCAUUGUAUAUGCUGAUCUAGACAUGGAUUACGUGACAAAGGUGCGACAGAUGAUCCCUGUCCAGAAGCAGAAGAGGAGUGACAUGUAUGACGUGAUCUCAAAGCAACUGGAAAAUUGAAAGUUGUGUGUGUGGUAAGCAUUCACUAACAUUUUCAACAUCUGCCUGAGUAUUUUGUAUCUAUAUAUUUUCCUAGUAAGUCAGUAUACAUGGUAUACUCAUUAGCUUUACUUUUGGUAGUUUUAUAACAAAUCCCAAAAAUGUUAUGGCAAGUAUUUGAACUGUAAAUAUUUAAUAGCAUGUGCCAUAACUGACUAUUCCUAGGAAUGUGAUGUAAGUUUUUUUCUUUAUAAAAAUUUUAUCUAGUGAAAUUUUAAGGGAAGGAUAUCAUGAAAUUUGCAAUAUGGCUCCAAUUUCCCUGGGAUUUUUACACAGUAGAAUAAUACAUUCAUAUGUUGCAUUCUUUCUUGAGUUUGAAAACACAGGAUUUUUUUUUUUUUAUCCUUUUUUCCUUUUUUUCUUUUUCUUUUUUUUUUUUUUUUCUUUUUUACUUUAAUUUUUGUCUCCUUCCUGGAAACUAUUCAUCAGUUUCAUUUAUAUCACUCAAUAAAACAACAACUCCUCUUUUGCUGGCAUUGUUUGAGUUGUUGCUACCAAAAUGGAUUUUUUACAUUUUUUAAUAGUUUAUAUGUUUUUUACUUUGAUUUAUUUAAUCAAUUCUUUAAUUAGUAAACUUGUUUAUUUCCUUGUGGCUCAUUCAUUUAUUUGUUUUGAGCUGAAAACAUGCUUACCAAUUCACCUGUUUGUUGCCUUGUUUUGUAGAAUGCUGCAAUCAAAUUAUUAAGAAAUCUAACAUUUUUUUUUUUUUUUUUUUUUAGGGGACAAAAUAUUCAUGAUUAGUGGAAAAAAUAAUUGCUAUUAAAAAUAUUUUUCAUACUGAUCUACAUAUAUUGUGUACUAAAUUAGAUUCCCGACAUUUUCAACUUGUAUUAACUACUCUAGAGCUCAUGGUACCUGGUUCUGUAGUUUUUAAAGGGCAUCAGGCACUCAAAGCUGCAGGCAUCACAGUAGCCACCCACACUUUUUGGAUCUUAUUGACUUUUGUGCACUAUCCAUUGCAAAAUUUUGCUUUUCUGCAUUUUGGCUUUGCACACAGAAUUGUUGAAAUAAAAAGAAAAAUGCAUAGAGCACCUAGAGCCAAAGGUGCAAUGAUAAAACUUGUCAGUCUCACCCAUGCCACUUUGCUGAGGUAGCAGUUACUAAGGAAUCAUGCCAAGGCACUAAUCUGAGACAUUUUUCAUUAUUUCUUGACUAUGGCUGGGAUGCAAAGAACAUGUGCACAGCCUCUGUGGGUGUGGAUAUUGAAAGAUAUUGAUAUGAGUUUACUAUUGUUUUCUUCAAGGCUAGUUCCUCUCUGAGAGGAAUCUUGUGCAAACACUCCCUUAACCCACCCAUUGCCAGCCAAGAGUGACUCCUGACCUGUGCUUAGUGUAACCUGACACACACACACACACACACACACACACACACACACACACACACACACACACACACACACACACACACACACACACACACACACACGCACACACGCACACACGCACACUCUCUCUCUCUCUCUCUCUCUCUCUCUCUCUCUCUCUCUCUCUCUCUCUCUCUCUCUCUCUCUCUCUCUCUCUCUCUCUCUCUCUCUCUCUCUCUCUCUCUCUCUCUCUCUCUCUCUCUCUCUCUCUCUCUCUCUCUCUCUCUCUCUCUCUCUCUGGCCACAUCAACUCAGAUGUAACAAAAUAACAGAAAUCAUGGUUUUGGGGAACUAAAACCAUGAAAAUUAGUAUAGUAAUAUUCCAUCAUUUAUCACUAUUUUUCUGUUAUUUUCAAGUUCUUAUAACUAUUGUUAUGCUAUUAUACUGUAGUACUAUAUUAUUACUAUUACUAUUAAUUUAUUAUACUAUGCUCUUAUGCUAUUCCAUUACUGUUAUAUUAUACUACUGUAUUAUAACUAUUGUACCAAGUUUUCUAGCAUGAGUGAAUCAGCUGCUUGAGCAUGUGGCAAGGAAAACAUGUUCCAGCUGCACCACAAUUUUCAGGUCACAAUAAUAAUUUUUAUUACAAAUUUUUCAUUUUUUUGGACAUAAUAUAUAUGACGAUGGCAUUGCCUGCAGGUAAACUCCAGACCAUAUACGUAUAUAUAUGGCUGUGGCACUAGGCAAGUUAGUAAAAAAGAUUAGUAUGUAUGUGCAAAAUUAGUCUCCUGUUAUUCAAGACAUGAAAACAAAGAAAUCUAAACAAGUAUCAUAAGUACAGGUUUAUGUGAUAAUGAAUUUUAGUCAAAUUUAACAGCAGUUGAAUUUGAAAAAAAAAAAUUGGUUGUGAAAGAUUUUGGGAUUAAACUCAUCAUUGUGCAAACCACCAAAUGCAAUGAUGCCGCUGUGUUUGCUUAGGUGAUUCAACUGGUGGGUCUCUUUUUUUCAUAUCUAUAUCUGAGAAACUAAGCAUUGUUGCAAAAAUACACAUGCAUCAUCAGAAAGACAAAGCCCAAAGCAACAAAAUUGGCUUCUUUUGUACAUCAUGUUACCCAUAGCUUGGUUAAUUCUUUUUAUGUUUGACAUGAAUCUCAUGCCCUUUUAUGAUCCAACAAUAUUCCCAUCUUUAUCUUCAUUCCUUCACAUCAUUGGGAUUAAGGACCACCCUUAUGAAGUUCUAUGAAGAUUACUUGGACCUGUGAAAAUAAAGACUGUGAAGUACUGUUGGAACAUGUAAAAAGGGCGACAAAUUCAAUUUGUAACAAGCAGCAGCAGCAUCACAGCCUUGAUAGAGCACUGAAGGGAUUAAUUCCAAGAUACAUUUUUAGUUGUUCUAGUUGAUCAUUUAUAGUUAUUGCCAUAACUUUAAUGUAGAGUUAUAUGGUGCUGGAGCUUAUAGCAUAAGUGAACUUAUUGCAAUUAUAUAGAAAAUAUUAUGCUUGUGAUUAAACUGUCAAUGCAAUAAUAAUCUGAAUACUAUAUAUAUAUAUAUACGAGUAUAUAUAUAUAUAUAUAUAUAUAUAUAUAUAUAUAUAUAUAUAUAUAUAUAUAUAUAUAUAUAUAUAUAUAUAUAUAUAUAUAUAUAUAUAUAUAUACCAUGGAUGAACUGUUGGCAUUUUAUUUGUGGUUUAUUUGAAUUCAUGGGCUCAGAAUUUAUUUUUGGCAUCAUCCAACUGUCUAAUAAACCACUGGGAACAGCUGCACCUUAGUUACUUUGCCUUGAUGGUGUGUUACACAUAUUAGUCAACAGUACAGUACACUUGAUUUUGUGUCCAGUCUGACUGAGAUCACAUUUAAUGAAUGAAAAUUCCUGAAUACUGACAGCAUCUUUAUCACCAGUAGCAAGCUUACUAUUAACCAUAGGAACCUCAUUGUGGUCUUGUUUUGAAGCUUGAGAGUAGUAAUACUUGUAUAUUAUGGUAUGCUUAACCUUAAUUUGCUAUUUGAAACUUUGUUCUAUACAUCAUUUCACAGAGAAUUCUGCAUCUUUUGGUAUGUCUCCUCUCUCAUUGAGAUAAAACAAUAAUAUUUUAUUCAUUCAUAUAUAUAUAUAUAUAUAUAUAUAUAUAUAUAUAUAUAUAUAUAUAUAUAUAUAUAUAUAUAUAUAUAUAUAUAUAUAUAUAUAUAUAUAUAUAUCUGUAUUUUUGGUUUUGAGGCCAGAUAACACAAACAAAAAAAGUGAUAAUCUUCUUUUGACUCUACACCAACAGUCAUAGAAAUAUUUUUACUCAAAAUAACAAUUUCACAUGUUCAUGCCUCCCUCACUCCUUCCUGUCUUCAUUCCUACUGUAGUGUGUGUGAUUUUAAAAGUUUACCAAAAGCCAAAAGCAGUUUGAAAUGAGCAUGUGUGUAUACAAUUUCUACUAAGAAUAACAUGGUCUCUUACCUCUCUUGUAAGUCAUUAUCGUAUGUUGUUGUAUUAGCUCUUUUUUAGUGGUAGUUGGUUAUUUCCUUAAUGAAGAGUAUAGAGGCUUUAUAUAUGAAAAUGUAAGUUCUGCAAACUUUUAUAUAGGCUCUUCCCUGACGGAAACAGUAAGUUAUUGCACAUCUUAACUUGGAUUGUAAAAAUAAAAUGUACCUAUACUUUGAAAUUGUAGACUAUUCAACAUCAUUAUCUCUCAUUCAAAACCUAUCAGUGUGCAUACCCAGGAUGUAACUGCUUUGUCAAUUUCCAUUCAUAUUUAAGGAAAGUGAGUAUGAGUAUUAUGUUUGAAAUUUGUGCAAAUCAGAUAAAAGAUGACUUCCUAAUUGAAAAAUUUGUGUAGGCACGGUAAUUUUGGUUUCCAGUCAGCAUCAAAGAUGACAAAAUCCUCAGUAGGUGUAAACGUCCACAUGUCAUUCAGCUAGUCCAUUAGGUUACAUAGGAGAAUGGAGCACUGACAAUAUCUGAUAUGAUAACUCAAGACACACAAUGACCUUCGGUACUCUCACACAUUAACAGUUUUAUGUAAAUUUGAUAGUUGAGUGACAAGAUGUUUUUCGUGCUUGCACUCCAGAGAUAACUUUCGCAAGUUAAUGUUGCAUAUCUUUACAUAUCUCCUGCCAAUGGCUACUAAAAUGCCCAUUACUAGUGAUGAAAUAGCAUUUGUAGUGGCAUUGUGCCAAGGAAUGAAACUAGUUAAAGAAACAAUUAGUAUUAUUGGAGUUUGAAAGACAACUGUGUACUGGUGGGUACAAGUUUAGAAGUUCAAAGAUGGUGGCAAGGCGUCUAUCCCAGAGCAUAAAAGCAAGGCCUGAGUGAUGAAAGUAAGUUGCUCAGCAAACCUUGAACAUUAUGAAAAGAGAAAUAGAAUGUAAUCCUUGCCCAACAGCAAAGGAACUGGAAAAAAAAAAAUGUUCCUAAUGAUGUGUCUCAAAUUUUUGUUACAAUCUCUGGCCCUGUGAUUGCACUUUUCAUCUUUUUUGAUACUGACUAUAUACCUGUAGUGAAAAGAAAGUUGUAUGAAUCAACAUGUAUAAUUUGUUGGCUGUGAUAAUAUGAGUGAUUUUAAUGGAGUACAAAGGAUCAGAGAGUUUUGAAAUAAAUUACAAUGUUGUCAUCAUGAAAUUCUCUUGCAAGAAUUAAUUGUAGGAGGUUCAUCCACAGCUGGUUCCAUCAGCUGAUCAGGUCAGGUGCAUGAAGGGGAUAGGUAUUUUCUGAUGCAGCAUGAUAAAUCAGUUCUGCUGUUAAGUUCUAAUACAAAGGGGCCCUGUGCAACUGUUCAGCUUGAACAGAACGUAGUUAUUUGAUGCAGACUGAAAAGAUGGUAUGUGAACACACUCAUGUGGCACCAUAUGUACUAAACAAUGAGCAGUGUGGUCAGUGAAGAUUUGCUAUCAUUUCAUUAAAAAAUCUAGGAGCUCAAAUGGAUUUUUAUUUUUUUAGUGUAUAUAUGUGUCUGAACACCUUUUCUUAGCUAUACAUUUCUUUGCAGAUAUUUUGUUCUAAUGAACCAGAUGGAUUAUAUCUUGAUUUAAUUACUCCAUAUACUUCCUGCUCAUAAACAUGCAUCUUCUUUAUAUUUGUACUUGUUCUGAAUGGAAUUUUUUUACCACAUGCAUUUCUCAGAUAGUGGUAGUCAUCCUUCUAACAUAAGCUAAAAUUGAGUGUCAUGAUGUCAAACAUCAAGUUUCUACCAACAAAACUGUUUUGCAUACUCAUGUCCUUGUAAAGUGGAUCCCCUACUCUAUAGUUCACAAUUUCAAAUUUAUCAUUGUGUUGUGCACACUCCUUCCAGUAUCCCUAUUUCUCAGUGUUCUGGUUGUCAUCCCUCUAACAUUAAACAAAAUUACAAAAAUUGAUUUAAAAUUUGUGUUAAUUUUCCUUUGAGAAAGAUGCUGUUGUGAACUGGGCAUUGCAUAAUGAGAAACCUUGAGUUAAACAAAAAUGUAGCGAGUACAAGUUGGUACUGGUCCCAAUGUAUGUGUAACGGAAACCUGUCGAUAAUAUUACUUAGAUAUAGCCCUUAUCAAAGAUGGAUUGAUAGAAACACAGCAACCACCAAUAUAAUUUGCUGACAUUUAUCAAGUAUAUUUUGACAUGACUUCUGAGUUCUGGCAUUUCAACAUUUACAUAUUUUGAUCUUGCUAAUUGAUCAUUAUAUUUUCAAUUAAAAAUUGACAAGUGUUUCAUAAUCAAGCUUCAUUUUCAAAGUUUUGUUAUGAAUCUACUAGAAAUAAAAAUGUAUAAAAAGUC
This is a messenger RNA of Scylla paramamosain (green mud crab), 7413 nucleotides long. Its product is annotated as omega-amidase NIT2-like. Gene Ontology annotation, cellular component: mitochondrion. The transcript is spliced from 9 exons. Gene Ontology annotation, molecular function: omega-amidase activity. The record is from RefSeq and is a predicted model, not a curated record. Gene Ontology annotation, biological process: L-glutamine metabolic process; oxaloacetate metabolic process. The coding region runs from base 493 to 1335 and encodes 280 amino acids. NCBI's taxonomy places the organism in Eukaryota, Metazoa, Arthropoda, Malacostraca, Decapoda, Portunidae.